CUGUCACACUACACAGGAAAAAACAGAGAUCGCAAAAUACUUUGAGAGAAAUUUCGAUUGAAGGGUUUAGGAUGGAGUUUUUGCGUAGUAGAUUCAAAAUUCAAAUAGAUUCUCUCGUUUGAUUCAAUGGUUUCAAUCCGACAUUGCCAGUAUUUUCCGUUUUCGUUGUUGUGUGCUCGUGGUUUUUGAUAUUACAGCGAUGGGAUUCCGCAUAUCUCCGUCGAUAACUCCAGAGAGAUUGUUGUGGACGACGAGCUUCUUCCGCCACAAACUCACGAUUUUCUAACAGAUCGAUCAAUUUCAGCGUCAAGUGAUUCGAAUUCAGUUGUUUCUUUUUUUUUUUCUGUUUCUUCGUACUGCGAGAAGCAAAAUCGGCCGUGUCGCCGUGAUUCCGGUGAUGAUUUGUAGCAGAGAGAUGCAAUCCGGUUCUUGCGUAAACUGGCUUUCCCGUGGGAAUCUCGAUCUGGUUCUUCAAGGAACAAAUUCGGUCAUGGAAAAAGACGAAUCUUCAAGGAGGCGUUUCUCCAUGAUAUCAGGGAAUUUAUUCAACCAGGAAUAUUAUCAUCAUCGGGUCCAAGAGCGAAAGCAUCGUUUAACAGCUGGACAGGUGAAUUUGCUGGAAGAGAGUUUCCAGGAAGAGAACAAACUAGAGCCACAGAGGAAGAUUCAGUUGGCUAAGAGGCUGGGUUUGCCGCCUCGUCAGGUAGCUGUCUGGUUCCAGAAUCGGAAAGCUCGUUCCAAGGUUAAGCAGAUCGAACAAGAGUAUGAACUUCUCAAAUCUUCCUAUGAUUCUCUCCGCGAAAAGCAUGAGUUGGUUCUUGAGGAGAACGAGAAUCUUAAAUCUAAGGUUCUAACAUUGACAGAGAAGCUUCAAUCCAAUGGAACCGAUCCAGAAAUGGCGACGAAUCAAAACGCAAGAAGUUUCACUAACGAAAUCAACCUAGAACCGAACGACGACAACAGGACCUCUCAUGCAGCACUACGCCCAACUGCGGAAGACCAAGGUAACUUCUCAGACGUAUUUAUGGCGGCAGAACAGCAACCCGACAACGAAGAGCCCUUCAACUGGUGGGUUUGGUCGUCCAUUUCUCAGCCGCUCUGGUAAAUAAAAGACACUUAGGUGAACCAUCACUUUGUCUAUAUAUGCUAUAAAUGCGACGACACCAUAGGAUAAAAAAAAAAUCAGGGUGCGAGCCAUUGGAAAAAAUAACGGUGAAUUAGAACAAUAUGGAUGUUCCAUUAGAGAAUCUCCCAAAAAUAUUUUAGAUUUUGUGAAGUGUUGAACAGAGGCACAUGGAAAGAGAGAACAGAAUCGACCCCCACUUUGACCCAGUGAAGCCACUAAUAUAAACCAAGACCUCUUAGAACUUAAGGUAAUGAUCUCAUGACAGAACCAAUCAAAGAGGCAAAAACCAUAAUUUAGGAUUCUUGGUCAUAAAGGCUCCGAUCAUAAUUGCUCCUCUCUAAACCAAAGACCAGAUUGUGUUUCCACACACCUCUGCCUUCGGCUUUGGGUCAAAGAACAUCUGGGGAUAGUGUUGUGCAAUCUCAAAUUCCGUAUUCAGAUUCAAUUUCUAGCCCAGGCUUGAAUUGGGUCUCGGCCCAUAUAGUUAGCCCAAUGUUCACGAUCGGUUCAGUUUGCUUUUCAAAUGUUAUUGCAUUCAAAUUCGUUAAAAAUGCGGACUCAGUUUUACGGUUUUUUCUAGCCCAGUCUUGAAUUGGGCCUCGGCCCAUAUAAUAUUUAUUACAUACAUGAGAAUUUGAAAGAUUUAUAGAUAUUUUGCAAGUGCCUGCAGGCUACAUACUAGUUUAGAUUAACGCAAAAUUUCUAUUAAUUCUUUAAAAUCUUAUACUAAAUAUCAUUAUAAUUUAUUGAUAAUUUAUAUUCUACUAAAAUGGCGAUGACUAUUUUACGGGAAUAGGGGAUUAUUCCGUCCGACGGGUUCACGCGCUCGCUUUGGUUUCCGUUUGUUUCUCGAGAAAAUAUGCAUUUUCUCCGUCUUGUUACCAUUUGACUUUCCCGUAAAGUAUUUAUCGGGAAACGGUUCUCCUUCUACUCCCCUUUUUCUAUACGUUUGCUUUCUUACUUGGUCUCGUUCAAAAUCCCACACCCAUUUGUGCUCUUACGUAUUCACGCAUCGAAAAUUAGGGUUUUGAGAUGUAAAAUUUGUCAGUUUCCCUCAUUUUCACGUUCUGGGGUUGCGGAAGAAUAAUAAAAAACCUAAUCUUUUUUUA
Messenger RNA from Tarenaya hassleriana, 2235 nucleotides. Its product is annotated as homeobox-leucine zipper protein HAT5-like. The record is from RefSeq and is a predicted model, not a curated record. The transcript is spliced from 4 exons. Gene Ontology annotation, cellular component: nucleus. Gene Ontology annotation, molecular function: DNA-binding transcription factor activity, RNA polymerase II-specific; sequence-specific DNA binding. Bases 398 to 1105 code for a protein of 235 amino acids. Gene Ontology annotation, biological process: positive regulation of DNA-templated transcription. NCBI's taxonomy places the organism in Eukaryota, Viridiplantae, Streptophyta, Magnoliopsida, Brassicales, Cleomaceae.